AAUGUAGCAAAGGCAAGGCGUAAACGCCGCAGGAAAAUGUUAUCACAAACUGCAUCCGGCGGCGUCAGCAAUAGCUCGGCGAGGGGGCGUGCGUGUGGCUGGGUGGGCAGCAUCUCAUCAGCAUGGACUCGGGGGCAGCGAUUGCAGCAAGCUUCGGCUGCUCGGCAAGAUACUCGUGCAUGAAUUUUCAGUUUUCAGAUGCUCGUUGGCAUUUGGCGCGUGCAGUUCGCAAACCGGCAGCAAAGGCGCUCUGAAUUAAAAACCACGUGUAGUUUCGAAAUUUGUAGUCAAAGUAUUUUCGGGGUUGCGGUUGCGCGAUAAACAGAACGCGAUAACGGUAUCUUAAGUAAGCUGCUUCCUGUUUUUGAAGCGUGACCAUAAAUUUGAGUUUAAUUGGCAAAAAGUUAAGUCAGUAAGCGCCAAAAUGCUGUGGCGCGUUGUGUUGCUGCUGCCACUGCUGCUCCUGCAACUGGCCAGCGGACAACAGCAAUGGGUCCGUUGCCCCCUUGGCUGCACCUGUCUGGCACGCACUGUGCGCUGCUUACGCGCUCGCCUCAGUCAGGUGCCGCAAGUGCCACAGGAUACGCAAGUGCUAGAUUUGCGUUUCAAUCACUUGGUGGAGCUGCCGGCGAAUGCCUUCAAUGGCUUGCAUCAAUUGGCGACGCUCUUCCUCAACGACAACGAACUGGCCAACGUGCAGACGGAUGCCUUCAAGGGAUUGCCGGCAUUGCGCUUUCUCUAUUUAAACAAGAAUCGCCUAAGCCGCUUACCAGCCAACAGCUUUCAGCGUUUGAGCAACUUGGAGGCACUCUAUCUGGAGGACAAUGAUAUUUGGCAACUGCCUGUUGGCAUCUUUGACAAUUUGCCGCGCUUGAAUCGACUGUUUUUGCACAACAACAAGCUGACAACGUUGCCACUGGAUGGCUUCAGUAAAUUGCAUAGCCUGAAGCGUUUGCGACUCGAUGGCAAUCCCAUUGAUUGCAACUGCGCGGUGGGCGCUUUAUGGCGUCGCUGGCAACUGGAUACGCAGCGUCAACUGGUCAGCAUUACACUUAACUGCCAGGAGCCUGCUGCUCGGCAGGGCUACAGUUUCAACGAUCUCAAGGAACAGCAUUUUCAGUGUGCUAAACCGCAACUGUUGUUGGGUCCGCAUGAUAUGCACGCUGUCAGCGGCGAUGUUGUGGACUUGGAGUGCGAGGUGAGCGGACAGCCGCAGCCGGAGCUCAUCUGGAUGCAGAACACCAAUGAAGUAGGCGUUGAACUGGCGCCACGGCUGCAGAUUCUGUCGAGCGGCACGCUGCGAAUCAAUGGCGUGGAAACAAAUGACAUUGGCAUCUACGAGUGCAUAGCGCGCAAUGAAAUGGGCGAAAUCAAAUCGCAGCCCGUACGCCUGUUGGUCAACAGUGUGGACAACAGUCUGAACAGUCUAGAUGGUCAGCAGCAGCAGCAGCAGUGGGCGGCGAAUGUAGAUGCGGCUGCGGAUGCAACUCCAACGCCAACAGCGCCGCGCUUCGUGCAGCAGCCUCAUGACCAAAUUGUGGCGCUGCAUGGCGUCGAGCACGUGCUGUUAGAUUGCGCCGCUGCCGGCUGGCCCCAGCCCGAGAUACAAUGGUAUGUGAAUGGACGACAUGGUUUGCAUGCGUCUGCAGACUGGCAGUGUGGCGACAAUCGCGUGUCGUUAGUCAAGGACUUGUAUUUAAAUCCAUGUAUAUUGAAAUUGGACUCAUCUGAACUUUAUUUCUUUCUCUCCCUCUGCCUGCUCCACAGAAACAAUGUAGACUUGGCUCCUGGAGAUCGUUAUGUGCGCAUUGCUUUUGCCGAGGCUGCCAAGGAGAUUGAUUUGGCCAUCAACAAUACACUGGAUACGCUCUUCUCCAAUCGUUCCACAGGCACGCCGCCCAACUUUGGUGAACUGCUGCGCGUUUUUCGUUUUCCCACGGGUCAAGCUCGUCAGUUGGCGCGUGCUGCGGAAAUCUACGAGCGCACACUGGUCAACAUACGCAAGCAUGUGCAGCGUGGCGAUAAUCUGAGCAUGGCCAGCGAGGAGUAUGAGUUUAGGGAUUUGCUUUCGCGUGAGCAUCUGCAUCUGGUGGCGGAGCUUUCCGGCUGCAUGGAGCAUCGCGAGAUGCCCAACUGCACGGACAUGUGUUAUCACUCGCGUUAUCGUGCCAUCGAUGGCACUUGCAACAAUCUGAAUCAUCCCACCUGGGGCGCCAGCUUGACGGCUUUCAGAAGAUUAGCAGCACCCAUUUAUGAAAACGGCUUCAGCAUGCCCAUUGGCUGGACCAAGGGCAGACUCUAUGCGGGCUAUGUCAAGCCCAGUGCUAGAUUGGUGUCCACCAGCCUGGUGGCUACGAAGGAUAUUACGCCAGAUGCGCGCAUUACCCACAUGGUUAUGCAGUGGGGACAAUUUUUGGAUCACGAUCUGGAUCAUGCUAUACCCUCGGUAAGUUCGGAGAGCUGGGAUGGUGUCGACUGCAAGAAGACUUGCGAUCUGGCGCCACCUUGUUAUCCCAUUGAGGUGCCAGCCGGUGAUCCACGUGUCAAGAAUCGUCGCUGCAUUGAUGUCGUGCGCUCCAGCGCCAUUUGCGGCUCCGGCAUGACUUCUCUUUUCUUCGAUGGUGUGCAGCAUCGCGAGCAGAUUAAUCAGCUCACCUCCUACAUAGACGCUUCCCAGAUGUACGGCUAUAGCAAGCCGUUUGCGCAGGAGCUGCGUAAUCUGAGCACGGAGUCGGGUCUGCUGCGCGUUGGUGUGCAUUUCCCUGGACAAAAGGACAUGCUGCCCUUUGCAGCGCCACAGGACGGCAUGGACUGUCGCCGUAACCUGGAUGAGAAUCAAAUGAACUGCUUUGUCUCCGGCGAUAUUAGAGUCAACGAGCAGGUGGGUCUGCUGGCCAUGCACACCAUUUGGAUGCGCGAACAUAAUCGAAUUGCCAGCAAGCUGAAGCUCAUCAAUCCCCACUGGUCCGGCGAUACUCUUUACCAGGAGGCUAGAAAGAUAGUCGGAGCUCAGAUGCAGCAUAUAACGUUUAAGCAGUGGCUACCUCUCAUCGUUGGUGACAGCGGCAUGCAGCUCCUGGGCGACUAUACUGGCUAUAAUCCUCAGCUGAAUCCCAGCAUUGCCAAUGAGUUUGCCACAGCUGCUUUGCGUUUUGGUCAUACCAUCAUUAAUCCCGUGCUGCAUCGUCUGAACUCCAGUUUCAUGCCCAUUCCACAAGGACACUUGCCUCUGCAUAAGGCCUUCUUUGCUCCCUGGCGCUUGGCCUAUGAAGGAGGUGUGGAUCCUUUGCUGCGCGGCAUGUUGGCUGUGCCUGCCAAGCUCAAGAAGCCCAACGAGAAUUUAAAUACGGAGCUCACUGAGAAGCUUUUCCAUACCGCGCAUGCUGUGGCUUUGGAUUUGGCAGCUAUCAAUAUACAACGUGGUCGUGAUCAUGGCAUACCCGGCUAUAAUGUCUAUCGCAAGUUGUGUAAUCUGAGCGUAGCACAAGACUUUGAGGAUCUGGCAGGUGAAAUUAGCAGCAAGCCGAUUAGGGACAAGCUGAGCGAGCUCUAUGGUCAUCCAGAUAACAUUGAUGUGUGGCUGGGCGGCAUUUUGGAGGAUCAGGUAGAGGGUGGCAAGGUGGGUCCGCUUUUCCAGUGCCUGUUGGUGGAACAAUUCCGUCGUCUGCGCGAUGGCGAUCGUUUCUACUAUGAAAAUCCUGGCGUCUUCCAACCGGAGCAACUGCAGCAGCUCAAGCAGGCCAGUCUGGCGCGUGUGCUAUGCGAUGUGGGCGACAAUUUCCAGGAAAUUAACGAGAAUGUCUUUGUAUUAGCCAAACAUCAAGGUGGCUACAAACAGUGCGAGGAUAUCAAUGGCAUUAAUUUGUAUUUGUGGCAAGAGUGUGGCAGCUGCCAUGAUAAGCCAACUCUUUUCGACAGCUAUGUGCCACAAACUUACAUUAAACGUCGCAAGCGUGAAGUGGCCACUGCCGAGAGUUAUGACAGCCCCUUGGAGUCGCUGUAUGAAGUAAACGAGGAGCGUGUCAGCGGCCUGGAGGAGCUCGUUGGCAGUUUCCAAAAGGAGCUGAAGAAGCUCCACAAGAAAAUACGCAAGAUGGAGGAUGCUUGCAACGGUGUAGAGCCAGAGCCUGUGCCGGCAGUGUCCACUAAACCCAGGCGCAGUCACUGCGUUGAUGACAAGGGCACCACGCGUCUGAACAAUGAAGUCUGGUCGCCGGACGUCUGCACCAAGUGUAACUGCUUCCAUGGUCAGGUCAACUGUCUGCGUCAGCAGUGCGGCGAGGUAAGCUGCCCGCCAGGCGUCGAUCCUCUAACUCCACCUGAGGCCUGCUGCCCGCAUUGCCCGCAGUUGAAGUGAGCCAAGUACAUUCAU
Molecule: messenger RNA, 4372 nt
Organism: Drosophila busckii
Lineage: Eukaryota; Metazoa; Arthropoda; Insecta; Diptera; Drosophilidae
Product: peroxidasin
Exons: 7
Coding region: 425-4357 (1310 amino acids)
Biological process (GO): response to oxidative stress
Molecular function (GO): peroxidase activity; protein binding; heme binding
Source: RefSeq, a predicted model, not a curated record